UUUCCUUCUCUCUAUUUCUCCAGACUCUCCGACGUCGUAUUGCUGACCACCAUUUGAUCUUUGUACACUAAAGAUCUUCAACUUUGAGCUGAAGAACAUGUUGGAGGUAUGUGGUGGCUGUUUUAGGCUGCCAAAUGAAUUGAAACCUGAUGUUCGUCGUCAAUAUACAUAUCAUUUCAUUACCAAAGUUGGAUUUUUGUAGUAUAGGGAGGACUAAGGAGUACUAUAUUUGCCAAAGAGGAUGAGGAAAUUCUUGCGGCGAAUAAUUGCUGUUCUGAUCUUCAGAGUUAACUGGAAGAAACUCUUUGUUGUAGGCACUAUUUUAACAGUGUUUAGAGUUGUCUUUCAAAUUUAUAGUCUCCCUAAUCCUUUAACUGAAUGGAUUAGCUCUCCACCCUUGGAUGUUUCAUCUUACCAACGCCUAAUAAAUCACGGAAACAAAUCGAGGGAACUUGAACUUUCAGUAACAUCUGAUAACCAGUUGAAAAUGAGUAAGCAUGUGCCCGCGGUUGUUUUACUCAACUCUACAGCCAGAACAAACCGAUUGAUGAGAGUUAUGGAAAGACGAGCAAGACUUCUGAGGCGUAGGAGACGCAAGAAGCAGGCACGUAUAGUAGAAAAGAUUGUUUAUCCGCCUCCACCUGUUGUGCCUGAUCACUUGCAAAGAUUUAUCGCGUCGUUGACACCAAAUGAGGCACUUGCAUAUGCUAGAAGGGAGAUUGAGCAAGCUCCUAUAGUCACUGAUGAUCCAGACUUGUAUGCUCCUCUUUUUAGGAAUAUUUCCAACUUUAAAAGGAGCUAUGAGAUGAUGGAACUUCUACUCAAAGUUUACAUUUACGAUGAAGGAGACAGGCCUAUUUUCCACGAACCUCAUCUUCUGGGAAUUUAUUCGUCUGAGGGAUGGUUCAUGAAAUUGAUGGAGGAAAAUCCCUACUUUGUCACUAGGGACCCUGAGAAGGCUCACCUAUUCUAUCUGCCAUAUAGUUCACGACAGUUGCAGAUGGCAGUUUAUGUGCCUGGCUCGCAUAAUCUUAGGCCGUUGUCAGAAUUCCUGCGAGACUAUGUGAACAUGCUAGCUGCAAAGUAUCCCUUCUGGAAUCGUACACACGGAACAGAUCACUUUAUAGUUGCUUGCCAUGAUUGGGGGCCUUACAUUUUAAAGGAUCACGAGGAGCUAAUUCGAAACACUAUAAAAGCUCUCUGCAAUGCAGAUAUAUCAGAAGGAAUAUUUAAAGCUGGAAAGGAUGUUUCCCUUCCGGAGACCGCCAUAAGGAAUAUCGGUAAGCCUCUAGUAAAUGUUGGUGGAAAAAGAGUAUCACAACGCCCUAUCCUCGCCUUUUUUGCUGGAAAUAUGCACGGGCCAGUCCGUCCCAAACUCCUCAAGUACUGGAGUGACCGAGAUGAAGACAUGAAAAUUUACGGGCCUCUACCUACCAGUGUCUCAAGAAUAAUGUCUUAUCCCGACCACAUGAAAUCAAGCAAGUUCUGUCUUUGUCCAAUGGGUUUUGAAGUGAACAGUCCAAGGAUCGUCGAGGCAAUAUACUACGAGUGUGUACCAGUGAUCAUUGCUGAUAAUCUUGCCCUCCCAUUUGACGAAGUGCUUGAUUGGAGUGCUUUCUCAUUGAUAGUUUCUGAGGAAGAUAUUCCUAAGCUGAAGGAGAUUCUGUUGAGUAUACCUUUAAGACGUUAUCAGGUGAUGCAAAAUAACGUCAAGAGGGUGCAGAAGCAUUUUCAUUGGAAUGCAAUGCCAUUUAGAUUUGAUCUCUUCCAUAUGAUUUUGCAUUCCAUUUGGUCUAGAAGACUCAACCAGUUUCAAGAAUCACAGAUAUCAUAACCCCUCUCGAGUUCAUCGUGCUUUCAACUUGCCUGCAUACCUGAUUGAACAGCAACAUGAACCAUUUGCUUGAGAUGAUAUGAGAGGUUUCAUCGGUUGGUUAUUCCACUCCGUUCGUGUCUGCAAGGCUGACAACUGACAGUUCCUGAAUCCUGCAAUGCACACUAAGCAGCAGGGGAAAAGCUAACUGUCUCAGGCCUUCAGCAUUUCACACGAUUUUUCGUUAUCUUCACGAGUCUUUUCCACUGUAAGUUGAAUUUUCGCGCGGUAUAAACCAGAAGAUGCUCUCAGAAACGAGUUAACGUGUACAUAGAAAAGGAAUGUACAUUGCUGAAUAUGUUUUCAGACAUGAAGGUGGCAGUUCAAGAUGUGCACUUGAUUUUGUGUCUGUCAUAGUAACAAUGUAGAAUAUUAAUCUUGUUGCUAGUUGUAUUAAAUACAAUGUCAAAUAUUUGCCGUUUACGUAUACUAGGGAGGGGCGGAGCGAGUAGGUUCAUUUUGAAACUUCCUCGAUGGAAAG
This is a messenger RNA of Solanum tuberosum (potato), 2354 nucleotides long. Its product is annotated as probable glycosyltransferase At5g03795. The coding region runs from base 242 to 1834 and encodes 530 amino acids. The transcript has 6 exons. The record is from RefSeq and is a predicted model, not a curated record. Gene Ontology annotation, molecular function: glycosyltransferase activity. NCBI's taxonomy places the organism in Eukaryota, Viridiplantae, Streptophyta, Magnoliopsida, Solanales, Solanaceae.